This is a messenger RNA of Gryllus bimaculatus (two-spotted cricket), 4829 nucleotides long. The record is from the annotation of a GenBank genome assembly. Lineage: Eukaryota; Metazoa; Arthropoda; Insecta; Orthoptera; Gryllidae.
AUGGCUUUGGAAGUAAUGAAUGUAGAUCACAAGAUGAAAUUCCGCUCCAAGAAGGGCCAGCUCCCCUUCAUUGAACUCAAUGGAGAGGAAAUCGCUGACAGCACCAUCAUCCUGAAAGAAUUGGCCCAAAGAUUUGAAAAGGAUCCUGAUGCAGGACUUACCAAAGAUCAGAAGAACGUGUCUCAUGCUAUGAUCUCCAUGAUUGAGAACCACUUAGUCUGGGUGGUAGCGUGGUGGAGAACAAAAUACCCUGAUAAUGUGAUCAAAGGUUACAAGAUGAAUCUGCAACAUGCUUUGGGGUCAAAGUUGCCUAAUGGCAUCCUUAACUUAAUUUUCAAGUUCACCUUUGUUCGUAAGGGUGCCAAGAAGGUGAAAGCUCAAGGAAUUGGUGUCCACAAGCCAGAGGAAAUUAUUGAAUUUGGUCAGAAUGACUUGAGGGUGUUGUCAGAUUUGUUGGCUGACAAGCCUUUCUUCUUUGGUGAUGAGCCUACUACUUUGGAUAUUGUAGCCUUUUCAAGCUUUGCUCAGAUCUACUUCAUUGACAAAGAUGUGCAGUUCCAGCUUCGUGAUUUCAUGAUUGAAAACUGCCCGAAUUUGGUUGGCCAUGUGAACAGGAUGAAGGAAAGGUGUUACCCUGACUGGGAUGAAAUCUGCAAAACCCUGGACUUGAACUCUCACCUGCCAAAGCCACCCCCUGAAGAGAAGGAAACCAAGAGCAAGGAAGAAGAGAAGAAGAAAGAAAAAGAUGAGAAGGAAGGUGAUAAGGAAAUAGAGAAGGAAAUCGAAAAAGAAAUAGAGAAGGAAAAGUCUGAGAAAGAAGAGAAAGAGGUUGAGAAGGAUGUAGAAGAAAACAAGCAGAAAGAAGAGAAAGAAGCGAAGUGAAGUGGUGGUUGCUUGAUUCUCCCUUCAUUUGAUGUCUGACUGUGUAAAUGUGUGUUUGUGACCCAGCUUAGCUUGCUGCAACUCUCUCUCCAGUCACGGACACUUCUGAGAGCCCGUGCCUCGAUGAGAGAUAGGCUUUUUAUGUUCAGGAGCAAAACCAAACAAAAAAACAUAAAACCAUUUUAUAAGCGUUUAUAAAAAAAGAAUUUCGAAAGUUAUUUGUGUAGCUUUUUAUGAAAACGUUUUCUAUACAGUUAUAUGUAUAAGGGAAGCAAGAACUAGAACACUUACGUUGUCUCUUAGAAAGAAAAUGAAUUUAAUUAAUUUUACCCUUUGAACUUUUUGAAAUGUGUUUUACUGUUCUACAAAAAUAUUCCAGUCAUUCAUUCCACUUUGCCUUCUUAAUGUUUUGAGGAUUUUUGAAAUAUUUAUGUUUGUAGUAAAAUAGGUUGUAGCCAUUGUGAAAUUUAUCAGGAGGGGAGAUUUGUUGAGAAAUCUGCCCUUUUUGGCUCAAGAAUCUACUGUGACUGCAAAUUGUAGGGCAAAGAGAAUCUGCAUGAAAUAGGUUUCUUAGGGUUUGGCCAGCACGAUGACCUGAGGCAGAAUUGUGGGUGAAGAGAAGUAUGAAAGAGAGAAUGAAAGACAGUAUAAUUAUUAUGGCAAGAUUUUGCUCAGAAAAGAAAUUCAGUGCAAAUACUGUAAGUAGAUUGAGAUUUAAUAUCCCCCAUUCCCCAUUUAUUGUAAUUACCAUAAUUUAAUCUGUAGUGAACCCUUCAAAGUAUACACUACAGGAUCCAUUUCAAUCACUUGGCUGCAGAAUUUAAAAUGAAUCCAUAUAAAUAGUCAUGGUCAAGUGAUUUUUGUUUGUCGUAUGUAUAAGAAAUAACAUAUAUAGAUAAUCUAAUUGUUUAAUAGAUGUAAGAAAGCAUUUAUUUUGGGGACUGAAGAGAUUGAUGUUCGUUCUUUCUUUUGCUGUCGAAAGAGUGCAACUGGUAUGAUGCUGAUUUACAGAAACUACUAUCUUAAUUGUGUGAAAGGGAAAUGGUGCUGUCUCAGCAUUAUAUGGAAUUCAAAACAUCAGCAUUUGUGAAGUGCAAACUGUGGUGCAAGGUUAGACUCGCGGGACCAGCAGUGGACACUUUUUUAUGUUUUACAAGACAUAAAAAAACCAUCAUCUUGAACAACUAUGCAACGAGUUGGACUGGUUCUGUUCCCUAGUGUACCAAAUCACCUUCACUAUGAAGCGGAGGUACGGAUUUGGUCAAGGAGAAACAGGGCGGGCCAAACAUCACUUCAUAUAUAUAUAUAGUAUUCGAUGGAGUUUCCUUUUAAUUGUUCGUACAUGCAGCUUAUGGAUAAUAUAGCUGCCUGAACAUGUUUAUAUAUAUAUUAUAGUAAUGUAAGUGAAGUAUACCCUUGAUUUUUUUUUUCCCACCACUUCUGCUUGUUUUUAUCAGUUAGUGUAGGCAUAGUUGUAUACUAAGAUUUUAUUAUGAAAAACAAAGUAAAAUAUUUCAAAAAUAUGUGAAUUUAAAGAGAAAAUUAUGGUGUCGCAUAGAAACAGCAAAAGUGUACGAUAUAUAUAUAAUGUAUGUUUUUUAUGCAAUGGAAGAGGUUGUUUUGUGGGUGGUGCUUGCUGUAACUAAAGAUGGUAAAUAUCUGAAAAUUGUAAUGCAUAUCAAGGGAAGAAGCUUGACUGGGGAGUAUAAUCACAUGUGAGGUGGGCCAUCCAGUCACUCUUAAGGUAGUUCUGAAACAUCACUUACAUCUUCCUCUCCCCCAAAUGUCCUGUUGAACAUAUUUGCUGGAAAUACUCAGAAUAGAUUGAUGAUUAUUAUAUAAUUAUUAUUAUUAUUAUUAUUAUACAGCAUAUCCUCUUCUCCCAUACCAUACUCUUUAAUUCAUAAAUAUAUAUAAAUAUAUAUCGCUUCUUUUUUGCUUUAUAUGCUGUAAUUAAACCAUUGCCCAAUAAAGUAAAAAUAUCUGAUUUUUAGGUUAAUUCUUGGACUGCAUUAUCCUCACCAUCCACUAACAUUAUUGCAGUUAUUGAGUAAGAGAAAGUGUGCAUGAAUAAUGAGCUCGGUGGAAAAUGGGAAUUCAUACUUGGGACACUUGUAAGUUUGUUGCUGCUGCCCAGUGUUAUUCAUAACACUUUACUGAACUCUAAGAGACUAGCGUGACCUCUUUUGGAAGAGAUGACAUCAAGGGAGACUUGACUUGACUUCAGCUAAACAGGGUUGUAAAUGCAGCUUUUGGGCCAUGGGACUGAUCUUUCUUCCUACUGAUCAAAGCUGCCUCAAAUGAAAUUAAUUUACUUUCAUGUUCUUUGUGACUGUUUGCAGCAGGGGAGUGAAAAACAAAGAUUCAACUUUUACAUUUGAGCACAAGUGUCAUUGAGUUUUAUAUGGUUUUGAAUUGAAUUGCAUGAAACAAGUCUUAAUCUGGGAUGUCAUGUGGAGCAGUAAAAUGUUCCUAUGUAAAAGUAUGUCAGGGAAACUGGUCUGAUUAACAUUCCUGCCCUUUCCUUUGAAGAAUUACAACAGCAUUUUGAAGCGCCUGAAUUCAGAGUUGCGAGUUAUAUAUUGUUUAUUUAAAGUUUACAAAAGCAGUAAAAAUACCUGCUUUUCAAAAACAUUUGUUUUUCAAAAAGUAGAAAUGCAGGCUUCCAAGCAUGGGUAUAAAUUGUUGGUGAAAAUGGGACAUUGAAAUAAUUCAGGCUGUCUUCCAAGCACACCCAGAAUGUACUGAACUAGUUCACAAGAAGUCAAAUGUUAAUGUUAUGGGAGAGAAAGAUAAAUGAAUUUAUAGAAUGAAUCUUACUGUCAUAAUGAAUUGGAUCCUGUGAACUGUGUGCAGUUGGGUUAAUGUUUGUAUGAUAUUAAGAGAAAUUCACUUUUCACUGCUGUUUGAUGUACUUGUUCCAAGUGUGACACAUUUUUUUGUUAGUCGUAACAAUCUGUGAAUACCUGGAGUGAAUGGUUUUCUAAAUUUACAUGUGUCCUCUAAUAUUUAGUGCUCAUCUUUGCAAUUGUAGUUGCAUUGAUUAUUGCUACCAGAAGAAUGUGAUGAGCAUCUUGCUGCACAGUGUACAAGGAAGCAACUUGUACUGGACAAGUAGGAUCUGCAAGGAUUGGGGUGGUCACUGGAGCAAAACUUUCUCCUAUAAGAAACCCAAAGGCUAUCUCAGUAUUUCCCAAACUUUCAGACCUGCGGAUCUCACUUUUAUUAUAAAUUUGUUGCUGCUGCCCGAUGGUAUUCUCCUUACCAUUAUAUAUGUGUAAAUAUAUAAAUGAUAUUUCUUUGCAGUCACCUGAUCAUACAUUACAGUAAGAUAAAGUUGUCUGCUCAAACCACAAAAUAAAUGCAAUCUAUUCCACUAUUUAUUUGUUACAGAAUUAGGGAUAACAAAUUACAUCUUUAGAAAUGGAGAAUAUAGCAGAGUGUAUGGUUAAAAAGUAAUUAUUGUGAUUGCAUAUUUGUAUACAAGGAGGAAAUUUUUGCCAUUGUAGGACUGAACAUUGAAUCUGUUCCACAGUUAACUUGAAGUCUGUCCUCAGAUAUUAUAGGAAAAUGUAUAGUGAUAUUGCUGAGGACCAGUAUUUUUCCAGUAACUGAUAUCAGACCACAGUUUGGGAAAUGCUGGGCUAGCAUUUAUUUGUAGUAUAGUGAGUGUUCAGUAAAUGUGAUUUGUCUACUUCAGUGGUCUCGUUCAGUCCUUUCUCAUCCUGGUGGAAAUAGUUUCUGUAUAGAUUACAGUUUGUAAACUUCAUUUCUGAAUAUUGCAGAUUAGUAUGGAGAUGCUAAUGAUGGUUCUAAUUUCUCCUUGUGGAAACUUUUUAAUUUCAUUGCUUUUGUGUAAAUAUAUUCUCCACUUUAUGGAAAAGGUAAGUGAGAUGAAUAUUCUGGCUAAAAGUAGCAAUUGGAUGAUGCUUCUUAUUGAAGCAUAC